AUGGAUAAUAUAGAGGAAAAAGAAAAAAAAAUUCCGUUGAUACAGCGGUUUCGUGCAAAAAUGAAGUAUAUUUUAUUAGGACCAGUACCAUCAUGCACAAAGGUCAUUCCAGAGGCACAUGCAAAUAUAUUUUCACGGCUUAUAUGGAGCUGGCUAGACCAUUUGAUUGUACUGGGGUAUAAGCGUCCACUGGAAGCAACAGAUUUAUGGUAUAUUGAUGAAGCACGAUCAUCGGAAAAUUUAGAUAAGCAGCUAUAUGAAAAUUAUGAACGACGGAAAGGAUCUAAAUAUGCACUUUUGAAGGCAUUAAAAGAUACAUAUGGGAAGAGAUAUUUUUUAUCAGGAUUAAUAAAGGUUGUGUCUGAUAUGAUUAUUAUCUUUUCGACAGUUGUUAUUAAAUAUAUCAUCAUUUUCUCACAAAAAAAAGCACUUCAUAAUGAACAACCUAAUGUCUAUUCUAAACCAAACAUUGCAUAUGGUAUUAUGCUUUGUUUUACAUUGUAUUUUAUGCAAACUCUUUCUUCAUUUUGUCUUCACCAUUCUUUUUACCAAAGUAUUAUGAUAGGUGCUAUGUCAAGAACAGCAUUAAUUUCGUGUAUUUAUCGCAAAAGCCUUGCUAUUAAAAAUACACAGCGAUUAAAAUUCAAUAAUGGCAAAAUCAUGAAUCUUAUCAAUACAGAUGUAACCAAUAUUGAUACAGGCUUUGGAUAUGCAAAUAUUAUAUGGACAUCUGUUAUUCAAACCAUUUCUAUUUCUAUUCUUCUAUUUUUAAACUUAGGAAUCUCUACUCUUGCAGGACUUUCAUUGAUAAUUGUCAUUAUUCCUAUUUUGGCGAAAAUAGCUAAGAAUCUUGUAAAAAAGAAUCUCGAGAUUUCAGCAAUUACAGAUAUUCGUGUUCGUUUAACAAACGAAAUGCUUCAAUCUAUCAAAGUGAUCAAAUUUUAUACAUGGGAAAAGAGCUUUUUAAAAAACAUUUUAGGUGCAAGACUGAAAGAAGCAAAAUCUAUAAAAUCGCUACACAUCGUACGAUCUAUAAUUGAUUCACUUUCAAUGAACAUUACAUUUUUUUGUAUUAUAGUAACAUUUAUUACCUAUUACAAAAUAAAAAAUUCUCUUGAGCCUUCCAUUGUAUUUUCUUCGUUAACUCUUCUUAAUCAUCUCAGAAUACCUCUUAUGCUUUUUAUUUAUGCAUUAGUUGUUUGUAGCAACAUGUUAGCUUCAAUAAAAAGAAUUGAUUGUAUGCUUUCUGAUGAAGACAACUUCGAACAAUCAGAUUCUAUUAAAAAAAUUCAAGAUAUUUUAAAAUCUAGGAAAUUGGAAAAUUCUGAAGAUCCAGAAAUUGAUGAAUCUAAUUAUUCUAUUGUCAUUAAAAAUGGCUAUUUUGCCUGGCCAUCAGACGAUGCAAACAAUGAAUCAAAAAAAAUGCACCUAUCAUCAAAAAAAUCUUUUUUUGGAAAAAAACACAUACCAAGUCAUUCUAAUAGUUCAGGAAAAAUACUAAAUUCAGAAAAAAAAAAUAAGAUAAAAUUAAAAAACAGUCAAUUUAAUGAAAAAGCAGAAGAUUUAAAUAUUUCUAAUAACAUCAUACCUCAAACAAAAAGUGAGACUAAAGAUGAUUCUGACGAUGAUGAUUUUAAAGAAUUUGACUUCAAACUACAGCUUAAAAACAUUAAUUUAAAAAUUAAAAAGGGCGAACUCGUAUGUAUUGUAGGUCCUAUUGGUUCAGGAAAAAGCACACUUCUUCUUUCUAUUAUUAAUGAAACAUAUAAAAUCUAUGGAACAAUAAAUAUAAAUGGCACAAUUGGUUAUUGUUCUCAAGUCUCUUGGAUUCAGAAUUCAACUGUUAUGGAUAACAUUCUUUUUGGGAAACCAUAUGACAAACAUAAAUAUCAAAAAGUAAUUAAUGUUUGUUGUUUAGAUGUUGAUAUUCAAACAUUUGCCAAUAGGGAUUUAACAGAAAUAGGGGAAAAAGGUGUAACGCUUAGCGGGGGGCAAAAACAAAGAAUUAAUAUUGCACGAUCUGUUUAUUUCGAUGCCGAUAUAAUUUUAUUAGAUGAUUCAUUAUCCUCUGUUGACUCUAAUGUUAGCAAAGAUAUUUUUGAGAAAUGUAUUCGUAAUUUUCUUAAAGAUAAAACUGUUAUUUUUGUAACUCAUCACCUUAAUAUUCUUAGCAAAGCAGAUAAAAUAGUUUAUCUUGAAAACGGGGAAAUUAUGGAAAUGGGAAAAUAUUCAGAUUUAAUUAAUAAGCAAGAAUAUUUCUACCAUUUUGUUGAAGAAUUUAUUAAAGUAGAAGAACAAGAAGAGGAAACCUCAGAAAAAACAACAGAAGGAUUUCAAGUCAAAGAAAAUGAAUUUAAUACUUUAAUGCAAAAAGAAGAACGCGAAAUAGGCUCAAUAAAAUGGAUAGUUUAUAUUCAAUUUAUUAGAGCUGCAGGCGGCCUUUGGCUAGUUCCUGUGAUCAUUCUUUUAUUAAGUGCUUUUGAAUUCGUAAAUAUUGGAAAUAAUCUAUGGUUGAGUUUUUGGUCAAAAAAUCAAUUUCAAAAGUCUCCAAAUUUUUAUAUAUUUAUAUACUUGGCUUUAGGUGUUGCUCAAACACUUUUAGAUUUCAUUAUUUAUUAUGCAUAUUACGCUUGUUCUAAAAAUGCUACCACAAAUAUGCACCAUAAAGCUGUGGAACGUGUUAUUCGAGCACCUAUGUUAUUUUUUGAUACCACUCCUUUAGGACGAAUUAUCAAUAAAUUUACAAAAGAUAUUAAAAUUUUGGAUAAUUCACUGGCAGAUUCUUAUUUAUUAUUUUCAUUAACAUCUUCAAAUAUUGUUGCUAUUUUUAUUCUUAUUACUGUAUUUCUUCAUUAUUUUUCUAUUCCUCUAAUAUUUUUAUUAUCACUUUUUUUUGUUUUAAUGUCAUUUUAUAGAGUAUCUUCUCGAGAAGUAAAACGAUUAGAUUCUUUACAAAAAUCAGAUCUAUAUGCUCAAAUUAGUGAAACUUUAACAGGUCUUGUAGUGAUACGCGCAUAUGGAGAACAAUUAAGAUUUAAGCAUGAAAAUGAAAAAAAAAACGACAUAUCAAAUAGUGCAUAUUUUUUGACACUUGCUAGUCAAAGGUGGCUUACUUUAAGACUAGAUGCAAUUGGAAAUAUGAUUAUAUUGUCUAUUACUAUUUUAUCAAUAACUUCAGAUAUUGAUGCAACGACUACUGGUCUUAUUCUUUCAUAUUGUCUUCAAAUUGUUAGCAUGAUGUCUUGGAUGCUGAGACAAUUUGCAGAGGUCGAAAUUAACAUGAAUUCAGUAGAAAGACUUCAUCAUUAUGCUGAUAAAUUAGGAACAGAAGCACCUUUAGUUAUUCCAGAAAAAAGACCACCACCAGAUUGGCCUCAGAAUGGGGAAAUCAUAUUUAAUGAUGUUUGGCUCAAAUAUAGAGAAGAGCUCCCGUAUUCAUUGAAAGGCUUAAAUAUCCGUAUUAAUAAAGGGGAAAAAGUAGGCAUAGUUGGUCGUACAGGAGCUGGAAAAAGUUCAAUUAUGGUAGCCCUUUAUAGGCUUGUAGAAUUAUCUAAAGGUUCAAUAAUUAUUGAUGGAAUAUGCAUUUCUGAAAUAGGUCUUCAUGACUUAAGAAGCAAACUAUCCAUUAUUCCACAAGAACCAACCCUUUUUGAAGGAACUAUUAGAUCUAAUCUUGAUCCGUUUAAUGAGUAUACUGAUCAAGAAGUAUGGGAUAGUUUGGAAAGAUCAUGGUUUCUAGAUUCAAUUAAAAGACAAUAUACAUCAGAAAAAGAUGGAUCUUCAAAAUUUAGUCUAGAAUCACCAGUAGAAAUAGACGGACAAAAUUUUAGUCUUGGACAACGUCAACUGUUAACGAUGGCAAGAGCAUUAUUACGAAAAUCCAAAAUUAUCAUUUUUGAUGAAGCAACAUCAAGCAUAGAUGCUAGAACAGAACUAAAAAUUCAAAAUACCAUUCAAAAUGAAUUUAAAAAUGCAACGCUUUUAUGUAUAGGAAAUAGAAUCAAAACUGUUAUUAAUUACGAUACUAUCAUUGUUAUCGAUUCAGGUACCCUUGUUGAAUCUGGUUCUCCACAAGAACUUUUUAAUAAACAAGAUGGUGUAUUUCGAUCUUUAUGUUUUAGUGCAGGGAUAACAAACAUGUAA
This is a messenger RNA of Pneumocystis jirovecii RU7, 4143 nucleotides long. RefSeq lists its product as uncharacterized. Gene Ontology annotation, biological process: transmembrane transport. Bases 1 to 4143 code for a protein of 1380 amino acids. Gene Ontology annotation, molecular function: ABC-type transporter activity; ATP hydrolysis activity; ATP binding. Lineage: Eukaryota; Fungi; Ascomycota; Pneumocystomycetes; Pneumocystales; Pneumocystaceae. The record is from RefSeq and is a predicted model, not a curated record. Gene Ontology annotation, cellular component: membrane. The transcript has 17 exons.